CAGUGAAGAAAUCCUCUCAGUUCUCACCUGAACUGUCAACACCAUGGUCUGGAUUUGCAAACUCCAGAUGAGCCCAGCUGUCAUCCAUGCGACCGCACCAGGGCCGGUCGAGUCAUCUUUCUCCACGUCAGAAGUUUCGACGCAUCAUGGCCUGGGGCUGGUGUGGCACGCAGCGGCGGCUGCAGAUGGUGCUCAGUGCGGAGCAGAGGAGGACCCGGACACUAGGCUCUACCAUGGGAUGCUGCAGCGUGACCCAGAGGCACACUGGGAUCGAUGAGGUGGGCCCGGACGAGAUUGAGCUGCUGGAACUCUCCGGAGACAAUCUCGGCAUGUUCAGCGUUGGAGAGAGCCGACUCCAACUGUCGGUGAGGAGCCGAGAAGAUGAGCCCCCUCCCUCCGCACGACCCUUGGAGCAAGAGGUGGUUCUCUGGGGUCGCAGCAGGGAAGAGCUCCAUCACAGGAUCUACUCGCCUCAACCCAUCAGAGACUGGGAGGGUCGCCCCGCGCACAUGUACGGAGAGAUAGUCCACUCUUCUCUGGUGUCCCUCUUCAACAACUACACACAACAGGAGUCCGACGAGUAUUUCUUGGUCUUGUUCUCGUUCCAUCUGCUGCUUCUCUCUCUGGACCGAACAAGACAAGACUUUGUAUAUGAGGGUAUCCUUCCUUUAUCCGGGCUUUCGUUCCAGCCGCUCUCUCUGGAUCCGGAGUCCUCGCCUCAUAUGUUGGAGAUCAGCAGUCCGAUGAUGGACUCCAAGGUCUUCAACUGCCACAGUGCUGCCGAGCUGCAGAGAUGGAUGCAGCACCUGGAGGACCGCAGAUUCAAGUCCAAGACUCACAUCAGCAGCCCGUCCCACUGUGCUCUCUCCUAUCUGCUGCCAUGUGAUGAGCACUGGAAGCGAGAAGAACUGAAGAAGUACCUGCUGCAAGCUCCAAUCUGGCAGUGGGAGGGGUCACCGAUCCAGCACAUGGGACCCCCAGGAUUUUUAUCAGUCGUCCAUAUCAUCAAUUCACAAAGACAGGGACUUCAUGAACGCUUGAUGGUUCUCUUCCCAGAAGAUGUGUUGCUGCUGUCGCUGGAUGCCAAGCAGCUCAACCUGAGAUAUGAGGGCCGACUUCCUCGAGCCAGCAUCCAGGCCCUGGAGCGCUCAGCUGUGCCUGGACGGUUCGAGUUCGAGCUCAUGGGGGAGCUGCUGGAGCCGCUACAGGUGUCUUGCACCUGCAUGGAGGAUUACCAGAACUGGAUCUUCCACCUUCAACAAGUGCGGACCAAGAGCUGCCUCCUAUAGGGAUGAGAUGUCCGGAGAAGGAGU
Molecule: messenger RNA, 1313 nt
Organism: Synchiropus splendidus (mandarinfish)
Lineage: Eukaryota; Metazoa; Chordata; Actinopteri; Syngnathiformes; Callionymidae
Product: pleckstrin homology domain-containing family N member 1
Exons: 11
Coding region: 87-1289 (400 amino acids)
Source: RefSeq, a predicted model, not a curated record